Molecule: messenger RNA, 423 nt
Organism: Caenorhabditis remanei
Lineage: Eukaryota; Metazoa; Nematoda; Chromadorea; Rhabditida; Rhabditidae
Exons: 2
Coding region: 1-423 (140 amino acids)
Biological process (GO): protein homooligomerization
Source: RefSeq, a predicted model, not a curated record
AUGGUCAAUGAAAUCUCGUUCAACUGUGAAGACGCGUGGCUCAAUCUGUUCGUUGGAGGUGAUUUAUAUCCAGUUCAAGUCAAGACACUAAUGAAUCCAUCCACUUGUGGAACAUUCUUUCGGGACGUCGUCAAGGUGUCUGAUGCUGCGAUCAAAGUCAGAGGAGUUCAAUGGGAAACCUCUCCGAACCAUAUCAAAUACCGUGUUGAUAUCGAUCGAGAUGGUUUACUUUUUAGACAUGUCCUUCAAUACCUUCGAAACGGAAAACAAACCAGUCUCCCGGACGACACGUACACCCUCGAAGCCCUCGUCGGCGAAGCGGAAUUCUUCGGUCUCGAGAAAUAUCGUGAAAUGCUGAAAAAGAAAUUGUGGAAAUUGACAGGAAAACGUCAAUACUAUGCAUGCUAUUCGGAUUCUGAUUGA